GACUGUGCGGAUCCCAUCUGAGCGCACAAAAGGCGGCUGCAACUUUCUCACGGGGAGUUAGUGAGUGCAAUCUGUUCGGUGUAGACAGGCGGAAUGCCCUCAGCUGUCAGGGAGAUGGUUAUUGACGGUCCCCGACUUUUAGGGCUGAAACCCCCGGCUUGUUUUGGUACGGAAAACCUUGUCCCACCGUGUUUUAAUGGCUCUCCGCCGAGGGACACGUUUAACAGCUUUUACCACACUAAAAGGGUUGGAAAUUAUCUGAUCGGGAGGAAACUUGGAGAAGGCUCGUUCGCCAAAGUACGGGAAGGUCUGCAUGCGAUGACUGGCGAAAAGGUGGCUGUGAAGGUGAUUGACAAGCGGAAGGCAAAGAAGGACUCCUACGUGACGAAGAACCUGCGUCGUGAGGGGCAGAUCCAGCAGAUGAUCCGUCACCCCAACAUCACCCAGCUGCUGGACAUCCUGGAGACGGAGAACAGCUACUACCUGGUGUUGGAGCUGUGUCCCGGGGGCAACCUCAUGAACCACAUCUACGAGAAGAAGCGCUUGGAGGAGGGGGAGGCUCAGAAGUAUGUCCGGCAGCUGGUUAUAGCGGUGGAGCACCUGCAUCGCGCUGGGGUUGUUCACAGGGACCUGAAGAUAGAAAACCUUCUGCUGGAUGAAAAUGAUAACAUAAAGCUGAUAGACUUUGGGCUCAGCAAUUGCGCUGGGAUUUUGGGAUACUCCGACCCGUUUAGUACCCAGUGUGGCAGUCCGGCUUACGCUGCCCCAGAACUCCUGUCCAGAAAGAAGUAUGGAUCCAAAGUUGAUGUCUGGUCUGUAGGAGUGAACAUGUAUGCUAUGCUGACGGGCAUGCUGCCAUUCACUGUGGAGCCCUUCAGUCUCAGAUCGCUGCACGAGAAGAUGGUGAACAAGGAGAUGAACCCCCUGCCCCCUCACCUCUCCUCUGCUGCUGUCAGCCUACUACAGAAACUUCUGGAGCCUGAUCCAGUAAAGAGGCCCAAUAUCCACCAGGUGAUGUCUGACCCAUGGCUGCAGCAGGGACAGCCACAGUCUGGGUCCACCACCUACCUGAAUAGGAUCCACAUUGACGAGAUAAACCACGUGGUGGUCCUGCACAUGACGGAGAAGAUGGGCUUCAGGUACAGCGAGGUGCUGAACACUGUGCUGGCCAACAGGGCCAGCCACAUCCUUGCUGUCUACUUCCUGCUCAAUAAGAAGAUGGAGAGGGUCUACAGGGUGUAUGAGAAUAAUCUGUCACUGGAAAAAGAGAAGAAUGAGCAGCCUCAGCCGCGCUGGCCGAAACAAGCAGAAAGACUCACCAUCCCGCCAAAACAGACACCUCUGUACCUGGCCGUGAGCAAGAACCCGGGCAAGGACAAGAAACAGAAAACAGGUCUGUUCCACUCUGCCAACAGUAGCAGGGACUCACAGCUGGGCCCAGGAGGGAGUGUGGCCUCCUCUUCCCUGGAGUAUCUGGAGAUCCAGCCCUUGUUCCCCCGCACGCCUCAGCCAAUCAGGCGCCUAGAAAUACAGGCACUGGAGAGUGUCGGUCCAGGCCUGGGCGGGCUGGAGGUGCCCACCUCCUCCGUUGCCAUGGCGCACUCCUGGGAUUCCGGCAUCCAGGAGCUGGGUCACACGCAGACGCCGCCAUGGCACAGGCUCACCAGCAGCCCGCUCGGCCCUUUCCCGCCGCCUCAGAACGCCUGCCUGAAGAAGGCCACCAUCCCCUGCCCCCCGGCCGUCAUCCGGACUCUCGAACACAGAAACCCCGCGAUGCAGGACUGGGGGUGUCUGGACUCCAUUAGCGGCCAGCCCAGCUCUGCCAUCCAACACGGGAGCCCGCAGCACCGCGGCAGGUUCCCCACCAUGGGCAUCGGUCAGAUCCUCAAGAGGAACAGCCCCCCUCUAAACUACAGGCUGGAAGCACGCCUGGAACCACAGCCGUCCAUCGCUCUGUCCCCCUACCACAUGCAGACGCUGCUCUGUGCAUCAGGGGCCCUCAAGACCCUUUGCUGA
Molecule: messenger RNA, 2016 nt
Organism: Megalops cyprinoides (Indo-Pacific tarpon)
Lineage: Eukaryota; Metazoa; Chordata; Actinopteri; Elopiformes; Megalopidae
Product: hormonally up-regulated neu tumor-associated kinase homolog A-like
Exons: 9
Coding region: 94-2016 (640 amino acids)
Biological process (GO): protein phosphorylation; intracellular signal transduction
Cellular component (GO): cytoplasm
Molecular function (GO): protein serine/threonine kinase activity; ATP binding
Source: RefSeq, a predicted model, not a curated record